CUUUACUUCUCUCCUUCCCUUUUUGAGAAAUUUCGCGGCUUCUUCUCGUCCGAAAAUACUCCCGAGAGAGAUUCUACCACGCGCGCGCCGUCGGUGGAAGAUCGUAAGGAUAAAAAAAUUCGUAUUCAAUCGGAUUGAUUUAGAUGGUGGUGACAGGCGCGGCCUCCGCCAUGGCGGCAAAACAAGCGGAGCGGUUAAAGGAAGACGGUAACAGUUGUUUCAAGAAAGAGCGUUUCGGUGCCGCCAUUGACGCUUACACGGAGGCGAUAACUUUGUCACCAAAGGUUCCUGUUUACUGGACAAAUCGAGCUCUUUGCCACAUGAAACGGAAGGAUUGGACCAGGGUUGAAGAGGAUUGUCGCAAAGCUGUUCAGCUUGAUCACAACUCCGUCAAGGCCCACUACAUGAUGGGACUUUCAUUACUGCAGAGGGAAGAUUAUGCUGAUGGAGUCAAAGCGUUGCAAAGGGCAUUAGAUCUUGGAAGAGGCGCAAACCCUACAGGAUACAUGGUUGAAGAAAUAUGGGAAGAGCUUGCUAAAGCUAAAUACAUGGAGUGGGAACUGGCUUCUGCUAGGCGCUCUUGGGAACUGAAUAGUUUGAAGGAAACUUGUGAAGCUGCUCUUAAUCAACAACGUGCUUUAGACAUGUCUCGAACAGACGAGUCCUCGGAAGAAGACUAUACUUCCCAUACUGAGCGAUUGAAAGCUCUUGAUCGAGUGUUUGAGAAAGCUGCAGAAGACGACAAACCAACUGAGGUACCAGAUUACUUGUGUUGCAAUAUUACUCUUGAGAUAUUCAGGGAUCCUGUGAUAUCUCCAAGUGGGGUUACAUAUGAAAGAGCAGCAAUCCUUGAGCAUAUUAACAAGGUGGGGAAGUUUGAUCCUAUAACGCGUGAGAAACUCGACCCAUCAAAACUCGUACCAAAUCUGGCUAUCAAAGAGGCAGUGGCAUCUUUUCUAGAGAAGCACGUCUGGGCUUACAAAGUGGGUUCCUGAAUGAGGCUUAGCAUACACACAAUGAAGUGGAAGAGAGAUCAAGUUUAACUACUCAGUGUCUGAACAAAGCAGAUCAGUGCGUUUAUUUAGUUUCGUGUGUGUGUUUCUCACUGCCUUGUAUAUAUAUUUGUUUUUGCACACAUCCGUUUAGUCUAACACACACAAACACUUUGUUUAGCCCAUGGAGGAUUUAGUCCAAAGUUCCUCUACAGUCUCAUAUC
Molecule: messenger RNA, 1216 nt
Organism: Raphanus sativus (radish)
Lineage: Eukaryota; Viridiplantae; Streptophyta; Magnoliopsida; Brassicales; Brassicaceae
Product: E3 ubiquitin-protein ligase CHIP
Exons: 8
Coding region: 144-995 (283 amino acids)
Biological process (GO): protein polyubiquitination; protein quality control for misfolded or incompletely synthesized proteins; proteasome-mediated ubiquitin-dependent protein catabolic process
Cellular component (GO): cytoplasm
Molecular function (GO): protein-folding chaperone binding; ubiquitin protein ligase activity
Source: RefSeq, a predicted model, not a curated record